CAUUUGAACCACAAUGACUUCAGCGACAUCUGUUUUUUAUUUAACGCCUCUGCUUGUCAUGAUAGUGGCUCAUACGGCAACUUUGAAAUCGAUGUCUUUACUUAUGGAAUCAUCUGAUGUUGGAACCAACGUUGCCUUGCAGUGCCUCUGCCAAGAUAAUACAGCAGUGAUGUUCUACUGGUAUAAACAAAUACUAGGAAAGAAACCAAAGCUUGUUUGCUCUUUCUACAAGCAUAACAAUAUUGGCAAUUUUCAAAAUGAAUUUAAUAAUUCUCGUUUCUCUCUAGAUACUGAAAACCAUGGCAACAUUUUGCUAAAGAUAUCAGAUUUGAGGAUAUCAGACUCAGCAACCUAUCAUUGUGUAAAGAGCAAUUUAGCUGAGUUUAAAUUUUGUGAAGGUACGACACUCAUUGUAAAAGAUUUUGGAUUAAACCUCAAAACUUCCCGUCAUCAGUCUGAAACUGAGCCGAUCCUAUCAAGAGGCUUUGUGACACCGAGCUGUGCAGUGCAAACUGGGUAUUAUGGUGGAGGACACAGUCUUUACUGGUUCACAAAUUACGAAAAAUAUCAUCCUGGACUAAUUUACAGCCAGGUAGGCAGUCGGGAGCCGUCUGAGAGGAAACCCAACACGUCAAGAAACAGCUGUGCUUUCAGUCUGUCGACGAAAAACAUGAAUAAGUCACAUGCUGGGACCUAUUUGUGUGCCGUUGCCUCAUGUGGACACUUGCUGUUUGGAAACAGGACCAUCGUGCCUGCAGAAGGUGAAGCUGUCUCUAGUGUCUUGGUUUAUCUCCUGAGUGGGACUUUCGCAUUCUCCACCCUUCUGGUUGUUUCACUGGCUUCCUUGGUGUACAGACUGAACAAAAGACAAAUUCAGCAAACAGAUUGCAGUGACACAUUUUCUGCAACUACACAGCUACAUCAAGAUGCCGAAAACACCCAAUAUGCUGCUGUAAAUAACCUCCAACCCAGGAUGUCAGGAAGGACAAAAGACAUCGAUCAUAAACAUUAAUUAUCCUGUGACUAUUUCAUUUCUGCUUACUCACCCCAUGUUGAUUUGUUUAUUCACCAUAAAUUGUUGUUGCUGAUUACUAAUAAUUAAGCUUGUUAAAGGAGCUAUAUGGACGAUAUUUACUGUAAAAAAAAAAAAGGCCUAAAUUGUACAACACCAUAGACCUAUCCUGUGGAAGUAAAAAUUCAAAACAUCAAUUCAGUUUAAAAACAGCAAGUUAGAUUGUUGUGACCGGCAAGCUAUUGUACCGAUUUGAGCCACAUAGUGUCAGUAUUACUUAUAGCUCCUUUAAGUGGAUUGAUUAUUUAAUUGUCUAGAAUUCUUCAGUUGCUCACUUACUCUCAACUGAUCGUUGUGCAUUUUACCUUUGAUUUGAUUCUUAGUUAGUAGAUGUGUAUUUGUUAUUAGUUAAGGAGUUUGUGACUCAAAUAGUUUUGAAUGCAUCAGGGCAAUAUAUAGUUUAGAAGUAAAUUCAAACAGGGAAACUCAACCCGACAGCAUCUGCAUCCACUGACUGUCUCAUCAUGUGCCCGUCUUCUGUGGGGGUCCGAGCACCAAAGAAGAACCUUUCUAAUUUAUGCCAAUAAACCUCUCUAAUUGCCUCUUCUGUCUGUGUGAUUCUCUCCAGGUUGAAUUGGUUUAAUAAAUUCUCAUAGAUUAAGA
This is a messenger RNA of Fundulus heteroclitus (mummichog), 1675 nucleotides long. RefSeq lists its product as uncharacterized. Lineage: Eukaryota; Metazoa; Chordata; Actinopteri; Cyprinodontiformes; Fundulidae. The transcript has 5 exons. The coding region runs from base 14 to 1012 and encodes 332 amino acids. Gene Ontology annotation, biological process: response to bacterium. The record is from RefSeq and is a predicted model, not a curated record.